Molecule: messenger RNA, 711 nt
Organism: Penicillium lagena
Lineage: Eukaryota; Fungi; Ascomycota; Eurotiomycetes; Eurotiales; Aspergillaceae
Product: phosducin family protein
Exons: 4
Coding region: 1-711 (236 amino acids)
Biological process (GO): protein folding
Cellular component (GO): cytoplasm
Source: RefSeq, a predicted model, not a curated record
AUGCAGGUCGAGGUCAAUGAGAACGAAGACACGGAGUGGAACGACAUCCUCCGCCAACAUGGCAUCAUUCCCGAGAAACCGAAGGACCCGGAGCCUCUCAUCCAGGAAGCCCUGAUCGAAGCCGAGCGCAGAGCACAUGAGAACCGCCUGGAAGAUAAGGACCUCGAUGAAUUGGAUGCUCUCGAAGAUGAAGAGGACGAGGCAUUCCUGCAGCAAUACCGUCAAAAACGGCUAGCCGAACUCUCAACCCUCCAGCAAACCAGCCUCUUCAACCAAGUCUACCCGCUUCAGAAAGUCGACUAUGCGCGGGAGGUGACGGAGGCCUCGAAGGGGGCCUUUGUGCUGGUGAACCUCACCUCGCAGGGCGGGAAUGUCGAGUCGCAGGUCCUGACCGAGCUGUGGCGGCAGCUGGCUGUCAAGUUCGGAGAUGUCAAGUUCUGUGAGAUCCGCGCCGACAUGUGCAUUGAGGGAUAUCCGGAGCGGAACACGCCGACGAUCCUGGUAUAUAAGGACACGGAGAUUCGGAGACAGCUGGUUACCUUGCGUGAGCUGAAGGGUCCACGCACGAAGAUUGAAGAUAUCGAGCGUCUGCUCGUCGAGCUGGGCGCCGUGAAAGAAAGUGACGUCCGUCUGAAGAAACGGUCUGACGAGGACGACAAGGCGGGCGACGAUGACCUCAACAUUGAAGAUUAUGAUGAUGACUGGGAUUGA